Messenger RNA from Symbiodinium pilosum, 1599 nucleotides. Lineage: Eukaryota; Dinophyceae; Suessiales; Symbiodiniaceae. The record is from the annotation of a GenBank genome assembly.
AUGGCCCCCUCCCUCGGGGAGAUCUCCUGGACACUCCUCCUACAAGUCUGCGUCCUGGUUGGUGCAGCCGCCCGUUCGGCAGUUGCACCCGGAGGGUCAGCCCUGAGCUGCCCUGGAGCCUACAAUCACCUGCCGCGAGCGGGGCGAGUGGACGUAACAGCCCUGAACUUUCACUGGCGGGGCUACGACCCCCUUUCAGGGCUCAGGACUGAGGUGCGCCUCACACUGCAGCGGCCCUGCCGCAAGGGGGGGGGCGGUGCCCUGGCCCGUGCCGACGGAGCCUCUGUGGCAACGGAGGGCUGGGGCCGCUCCUGUGCCGACGGAGCCUCUAGCGAGGGCAACGGGGGGGCUCCCACCAGGCCUCAGCCACUGGAAGGCCACCUCAAUGACCAUUGUGCCGGGACCCUCAGUGGGGACACCCGCAAGCCAUCCACCCUAGAUGCCGCCCGGCUGCUCGGGCCUCUGCUGUGCUGCCUGGUGCCGCUGUGCCGGCCGACCCUGGCGCUGGGCCCGCCAGCGGUCCUGACCUUGCUCAAACCUGCGCCGCCAACAUCCCCGUCAUGCGGCAUGUGCCCAAACUUGCUAGGGCUGCCUGGGCUCAGUGCCUCACCCGUGCUUUGGCCGGAGUUGCUGCCACCAACUCGCUGGCCGCCUGGACCGAACUACUUUAUGCUGGCCGAGCAAGCCGCCCAAUACACCCUGCGACGUCAGCGCUGGCUGGGCGGGGAGCGAACCGCCCUCUGGAGCCUCCCGCUGCUCGUCGGCGGAGAACUCUCCAGACCUUGCGCUGCACUGGUGGCUCCGCCGUUGCUUGGUGCUGAAGACGGAGUGACUGCCAAACUGCGCGCUAAAUGUCCUCCAACCAUCAAGAGCUUCCGGCGCGGGAGCGCGGCUGGCCCUACCGGCCUGCGGGGUGACCAUCUCAAGGAAGUGCUGGGCACGGCGCACACCGACGAGGUCCUGGCCAACCUCACGCAGGUGCUUCAACUGCUCGUGCGGGGGCAAGCGCUGCUUGAGUUGGCCCCCCACCUGGCUGGAGCCUCCCUACACGCGGUGCCUAAAGCUGCUGAUGAUGUCCGGCCCAUCGCCGUGGGUGAGUGCCUCCGGCGCCUUGCUUCUAAGUGCCUCUGCGCUGCUUUCAAGGAUGCUGCUCGUGAAGUGCUCGCGCCUCUCCAACUUGGCGUGGCUGUGCCCUAUGGCGCUGAGGCGGCCGUACACACCGCACGUCAGUGGCUCGCCCCGUACGCUGAGUGGUGCUACGCUCAUCAUAGUCGCCUCCUGUUCCAGGGCGCCCCUAUGUUUUCUGAGGCGGGGGUCCAACAGCGGGACCCGCUGGGACCGCUGCUCUUUGCGGUGGCUCUGCAGCCUGCACUUCGUGCUGCUGCUGCUGGCGCCCCUGGCCAGCGCCCUGACUUGGCGUUUGCCUUUCUGGAUGACGUCUGCCUUGCGGGCAGUGUGCAGAACGUCAGCAGCGGGUUGGCCCGCCUCACUGCGGCCGCCCGGCAAGUGGGGCUCGUCCUCAACCCAGCCAAGUGUUGCCUCACCACUUGCAGCGACGACUGCCCCGUCAACCCCAGCCUGUUCCCGGCUGGGUUGCCU